Scophthalmus maximus (turbot) is the source of this 4444-nucleotide messenger RNA. RefSeq names its product RPGRIP1 like (gene rpgrip1l). The transcript has 26 exons. NCBI's taxonomy places the organism in Eukaryota, Metazoa, Chordata, Actinopteri, Pleuronectiformes, Scophthalmidae. Bases 226 to 4056 code for a protein of 1276 amino acids. Gene Ontology annotation, cellular component: photoreceptor connecting cilium. Gene Ontology annotation, biological process: retinal rod cell development; non-motile cilium assembly. The record is from RefSeq and is a predicted model, not a curated record.
CCCGACGACCCACCGACGAGUCCCCGACGACCGACCGACGAGUCCCCGACGACCCACCGACGAGUCCCCGAGGUCUCGCGGUGGAUCGAACCUCCUCGUGUCGCUCCGUGUUUUGCGUCACUCUCCUGAUCAGAUUUCUUAAAUAGUAUCAAAUAUUAAUAAAACGAAAGUGUGUUGAGGGAUCACGUUCUGCCGAACACACCAGGAGACACAAGCAAUUGGAACAUGUCCACUGUGCUGGACGAGACGGCAGCGGACGUCCCGGUCAGAGACAUCACCGUCCACCUGUCCCGCCUGGCAGCUGCUGCACAAGACUCGUUGGUUUAUAAAAAUGCUCGGGCGCGGCAGGACAUCGGUCGGGUGUCCAGGGAGGAGCUUGAGGACCGGUUCCUGCGCCUCCACGAGGAGACGCUGCUCCUCAAACAGCACGUUAACAACCAAGACGACAAGAUCAGGAAACUGGGCACCAAGCUGAUGAGGCUGGUGAAGGACCGUGGUCGGAUGGAGCAGCUGGCGGCGGGCAGCACCAGGCCAGUCUCCAGGGUCCGGGACUUGGAGAUGGAGGAGAUGUUGGAGGAGCUCCAGGAGAAGGUGCGGGCACUGCAGGCCGAAAACGAGGGGCUUAAGAGGCGUCUGCUCUUGGCAAAACAGCAGCUGGUGAACUCAAAGGCACGGAGGCCUCCGCCGUACCGAUACGUCCAUUCGCGGGUCAAUUCGGGGCUGAGAAAGCUGAGAGACGACUCGCCGCCGCCGCCCCUACGACCAAAGAGCGAGUCUCAGAUGCUGAGAGGAACUAGGAGUCCGGAGGAAAGUGCGAGGCCUCCUGCGCUCGGACAGCUGCCCCGGUACGGACACAGUCUGCUGGAGGAGGCCCGGGCCGAGAUCCGCAACCUAGAGAACGUGAUCGAGUCUCAGCAGAGCCACAUGGAGGAGGCGGAGGCGGCGUCGGAGCAGCUGAGGGAGGUGCUGAGGAGGAAGGAGGCAGAACAUGAGGAGAGACUCCUGCAGGUCCGACAGCAGCAGACCACCAGACUCAGGUCACAUGUGAGCGACAGCGUGGCGAUGAUCAAGCAGCAGAAGCAGCUGGCGGACCGGUCCAACAGUGUGGCCGAGCUGCAGGGUCGAUUCCUCCAGCUGCAGGAGCCGAGGCCAGAAAACUUCAUCUUCAUCUUCAUCCAUGGUCUCAUCUGCUGUUCAACUGUUAUUGUUACAGGAAGUCAGCGGACUCUGACGGUCAGUCACGAUGCAGCGAUGCUGAAGGUGGACGAGCUGUCGGCUCAGCUCAAAGUGGAGAGGCUGAAGAGUCUUGACGUGGAGAAACGGCUGCAGCGCUCCAACAUCUCCCACAUCCAGAUGGAGCAGCUGCAGCAGCAGAUCAGUGAACUGCAGCAGGAGAAAGAUCUGCUGAUGGAGAACAACCAGCAGCUGGUGAACAGAGCCUUCGACCUGUCUCAGCAACAGAAGUAUCAGAUCCAGGAGCAGCAGCUGAAAUUACAGAUCUCUCAGCUGGAGACGGCGCUGAAAGCCGACCUCGUCGACAAGAACCAGAUCCUCGACAGAAUCAAGGCUGAGAGGGAUGUAACUGAGAAGCUGACAGAAGAAAACAAGAAGCUUCAGAUCCAGUUUCUGGAGCAGAAGCAACAAACGGAGGAACUUGCCGAUCGUCUCAAGUUCUACAGCAGAGAGAACGAGGUGGAAGCAGCUGAACUGACUGAGGCUCUGCUGCUCGUCAAGACGCGUCGGUCCCAGCGCAGUGGGGACCUGGUCUUCCUGAACGCUCUGGAGGACCCGGACGCCGUCUCGGUCCGAGAGCUGCGAGCGGCUCACGCUGAAACCAUCCAGGAGCUGGAGAAGACCAGGAACAUCCUGAGCACGGAGAGCAAGAUCAGCAGGAACUACAAGGUGGAGCUGGAAGCCGUCGUACUGAAGAUGAACAGUGACAAAGUGGAGUAUGAGCAGAAGCUGGAGCGUCAGGCUCAGCUGCUCGACACCAGGACAGCAAAGAUCAGGAAACUGGAAGCUCAGCUCAGAGACGUCGCCUACGGCACCAAAACGUUCGUCUUCAGACCGGACGUCGAGGACGAGGAGGAAUCAGACGACUUCGACGAGACUCGUCACCUGGAGCGAGGAGAAAACCUCCUGGAGCUUCAGAUCGUCAGCGCCUCGCUGUGUCCGUCUGCCCUGGAGGUGCUGGGCGACGGUGAGCCCUCCACCUUCUGCACCUACUCCUUCUACCUGUUCGAGCUGCACUCCACCCCCGUGGUGACAGGACACUCGCCCCGAUACGGCUUCACGUCCAAGUAUGUGGUGAGCGUGGACGAGCGCCUGCUGGACCACCUGCGCCGACACAACGUCACCGUGGAGCUGCACCAGAGUCGGGGUCUGGACUGGACCACGCUGGCCACCGCACAGCUGCCGCUGCAGCAGCUGCUGGAGCGGGACGGGAAGAUCCACGGGACGGUGCCGCUGGUCGGUCCGUCUGCUGACGGGACGCCCCCCGGUGGCUCCUCCCCCGUGGGCUCUCUGGAUUACUGGCUGAGGCUACGGAUCCCCAUGACACAAACCCUCCGCCUGUACAACGAGCGAGUGACGGCCGUGAGCUACCUCAGCUCCGCCCUGAGGGACGAGGCCCAGCCACAGCAGCCAAUCAGCAGCCAGAACCAGCUGUCAGUCACCGUUCAUCGCUGCGGUGACCUUCCGUCCAGAAGCUCCCGGCGGCCCAGUCCCUACGUGGUCUACAGGUUCUUUGACUCGUCCGACCACGCCACAGCCACCGUCCACGACAGCUGCGAGCCCCAGUUCCACGACCUGCGGUCCUACUCUGUCCCGACGGACUCGGGUCUGGACCGGUACCUGAGGACGGAGGCCCUGCACUUCUACGUGUUCGACUACAAAGAGGAGCAGAUGGACACGUACCUGGGGAAGGCCCGGGUUCCUCUGCUGCCGCUGGCUCAGGACGAGGCAAUCGCAGGACUGUUCGAGCUGAUCGAUCCCUCUGGACUCCCCGUGGGUCACAUACACCUGAGCCUGACGUGGACGACCACGUACCGCCCCCCGUCAGACGCCACCGCUAGAGACAUGGUCCCCGAGGAGGCGGAGCAAGAGCAGAGCGUGGACGAAGAGACAGGCGACAAAGUGACGAAGGACAAAGAUCUAGAAGAGAUACUGCAGGAGGAAGACAAACACGUUUCUGACUCGAAGGCCAGGCUGCCGAAACUGCGACAGAAGAGUCAAGUGACAGACGGACCCUCUGCCAGGAAGGUCACGUUCCAUGAUCCCUCAGCUGCAGACGAACAGCGUUUGCAGGUCGUGUCGGCGACCCGUGAGGAGGAAGAGGACAAUGAAGACGAGUCUCACUUCUCCGAGGGGCAGCUGCUCCCCGCCGCCCCCCGGUCCGACUCUGACGGUUCUGAAGUCUCAGAGGAAAUAAUCAACGAUGUGGAUCCGAGUGAGGAGGAGGAGUCGGACAGCGACGACUGCAUUGUGAACGGUCAGGCCUCAGGGAGGAGGCCCUCGGAGCGAGUGCAGGUGGAGGUGGUGUCUCUCAGCCUGAGGGCGGAGUCUCGUGUUGCCCGUGACGACAGCGUGAUGCGUCUGUACGUGGAGUUCUCCUUCCUGGACCUGCCCACAGAGGAGACGCCCUUGUCUCUGCCCAAACCCCCACCGGGCCGGAGCGUCAGCUUCAACUACAGCAAAGUGAUUCCUGUGGACGCGGAAGAGAACGGGGAGCGACGUCAGCUUCUGAGACAAGUCCUGCAGGGGAGGAUUCCUGAGCUCGAGAGGAUCCGCUUCACGGUGGUGAGUGAACCUCCAGAGGAGGAGGAGCAAGAGAGGGAGUGUGAGGACGUGGGCGUGGCCUAUCUGAGGAUCAACCACAUCCUGGAGACACGACAAGACCUGACGGACACCACACUGAAUGUGGUGGAUGUGCGUGACAACAGUGAGGUGCUCGGCAGCCUGACGGUGUCUGUUGAGGGACUGGAGGCUCUCCAGGCCGUCAUGGAGGACCAGGACCACAAGCACACACCCGUCUCCUUCCUGCUCCCGUCAGCGUGACAUCAGCUGCUGUGAUGUUAGCAGCUUUGACAUCAUCAGCUGGUGAAGUACGACAUGUAGCAGUGGACGGACGCUGCAGCAGAUCGUCUGCUUCACUGUGACGUUGUGAGGUCAGAGGUCACGACCUUUUGGCCGAAUGCUGGUCAGGUUCACAUGAAAAUGUGACAAAAACUGAUCAGAAACAUGAACAAACAUCAGUGAAGAGAAUGACCUCACAUGACAUGGAGGGGGCGGGGCUCACUCACUGACAUUAUUUCUUAUUUCUCAGACUCUGAGUUUGUUCAGUGUCUUGUGACUUUUAUUCACUUUCAUUUUUCCUCUGAUGUUUUGUGCUGUGAUGUUUUUUUAUGUUUGACCCUCUUAUUGUCAUUAAAGCCCCAGUGUGUAA